Messenger RNA from Clarias gariepinus (North African catfish), 4210 nucleotides. RefSeq names its product insulin-like growth factor 2 mRNA binding protein 3 (gene igf2bp3). The record is from RefSeq and is a predicted model, not a curated record. NCBI's taxonomy places the organism in Eukaryota, Metazoa, Chordata, Actinopteri, Siluriformes, Clariidae. The coding region runs from base 140 to 1942 and encodes 600 amino acids. The transcript is spliced from 16 exons. Gene Ontology annotation, molecular function: mRNA 3'-UTR binding. Gene Ontology annotation, biological process: regulation of gene expression; nervous system development. Gene Ontology annotation, cellular component: cytoplasm; cytosol; nucleus.
AGUUUCUUUCUCUCUCUCUCUCUCUCUCUCACACACACACACACACACAUAGCACUCUGCCCGUCCAAGGGACGCGAUUCAAAAGGGCAGCAAACGCGGUCGUUCUUUCUUUCUGUUCCCUUUCUAACCGCGCGGCAACAUGAACAAGCUGUACAUCGGUAACGUGAGCGAGGAGGCGAGCGCGCUCGACUUGGAAACUAUAUUCGAGCAGUGGAAGAUACCGUUCAGCGCGCCGUUUUUACUUAAAAGUGGCUACGCGUUUGUGGACUGCCCUGACGACAAGAUCGCAAUGAAGGCCAUUGACACACUUUCAGGAAAAGUAGAACUUCAUGGAAAACUUCUAGAGGUAGAGCAUUCUGUCCCCAAGCGUCAAAGGAGCUGUAAACUGCAGAUCAGAAAUAUCCCGCCACACAUGCAAUGGGAGGUGUUGGAUGGAUUAUUAGCUCAGUAUGGCACAGUGGAAAGUUGUGAACAAGUCAACACUGACACGGAGACGGCUGUAGUGAACGUCCGUUAUGCAGUUAAGGACCAGGCCAGACAAGCAGUUGAGAAACUCAAUGGUUUCAUGAUGGAAAAUUAUGCGCUGAAGGUGUGCUACAUACCAGAUGAGACUGUGCUCUCUGAUCCCCCAGCAAUGGGCAACAGGAGAGGAGGGGGACCACGUGGCCCACCACGCCAGGCCUCACCCUCCCUGGGUACUCGUCCCAAGCUGCAGUCUGAUAUUCCACUGCGCAUCCUCGUGCCCACUCAGUUUGUGGGUGCCAUCAUUGGCAAAGAGGGUGCUACCAUCCGCAAUAUUACCAAACAAACACACUCAAAAAUUGACAUCCAUCGUAAGGAAAAUGCAGGAGCGGCAGAGAAACCCAUAACAGUCCAUUCAACUCCAGAGGGAUGCAGCUCUGCCUGCAGGAGCAUCAUGGAGAUCAUGCAGAAGGAGGCCCAAGACACCAAAAUCACUGAAGAAAUUCCUUUGAAGAUUUUGGCUCAUAAUAAUUUUGUGGGGCGUUUAAUUGGAAAAGAGGGCCGCAAUUUAAAAAAAAUUGAACAAGACACUGGGACCAAAAUCACCAUUUCCCCUCUCCAAGACCUGACUUUGUAUAAUCCAGAGCGAACAAUCACAGUUAAGGGCUCAAUAGAGGCGUGUGCCAGAGCUGAAGAGGAGGUCAUGAGGAAAAUCCGAGAGGCCUAUGAGAAUGACGUGGCUGCCAUGAACCUCCAAUCCAAUCUGAUUCCUGGCUUGAAUUUAAACGCCCUGGGUCUUUUCCCGGGUGGGACAACAGGAGCGAUAUCCCCCUCUAUGGUGCCAGGACCUCUCUCUGGAACGCAAGCUGGAUACCCAUCUUUUGGGUGCAGCGGGUUUCAGAGCGAGGUGCCGUUUUGGUCCUCCAGCAGUAGCCCACACUCUCAGCAGCCCGAGUCGGAGACAGUGCAUCUCUUUAUCCCUGCGCUGGCGGUGGGAGCCAUCAUUGGGAAGCAGGGCCAGCAUAUAAAGCAGCUCAGCCGUUUCGCUGGUGCCUCAAUUAAAAUUGCUCCUGCUGAUGGCAUGGAUGCCAAGCAGAGGAUGGUCAUUAUUUCAGGACCACCAGAGGCUCAGUUCAAGGCUCAGGGACGCAUCUUUGGAAAGCUGAAGGAGGAGAAUUUUUUUGGGCCAAAGGAAGAGGUCAAACUAGAAGCUCACAUUAAAGUGCCGUCGUUUGCUGCUGGCAGGGUCAUCGGUAAAGGGGGCAAAACGGUCAAUGAAUUACAGAACCUCACCAGUGCGGAGGUCGUUGUUCCUCGUGAUCAGACACCAGAUGAAAAUGACCAAGUGGUAGUGAAGAUUACUGGCCAUUUCUAUUCAAGCCAGCUGGCUCAACGAAAGAUUCAAGAGAUCCUUUCGCAGGUGAGGCGGCAACAGCCAAAAGCCUCACCUACUGGGGCUCCAAUACCACGGAGAAAAUGAUUCACCCCGUCGCAUGGUGAUGGAGAAGAGAGUGGGGCAUGAGACGUGCCCAUCUCUGGAGUUCAUCUCACCUACUCUUGCACCCCGCCCACCUCCUGGCAUUUCUAAAAUAAUCAAUUUUUUUUCUCAACAUGAGAACAUGGCUAUGACAACUAGUCUCCCCUUCACUACCGUAGUGUGGUAACUGCACGAUGUGUUUUGUUUUUCUCUUGUUUUCCCCUUUAACGUUUUUGUUGCUUUUGAGUUUCAAGUCAAGGCAUUUCUCUCCUAGCCUGGCUAGGGGUGGGGUCCUUUAAAGCUCUGGGUAUGGGAUGGGACCGGAAGUGGUGUAGUCAGAACUAUUUUGUCCCAGUAUUGCUAAUGGCAUUUUAUAAAUUCAGAUGCAUUUUAUAAAGGAAAUAGUAUAGAUAUAAGAUGAAAUACAAUAGCUGGCAGAGCAGCACUGCCACUAACAAUUUACAGGAAGUGUUGAUUGGUGUUAGCCAGGAAACCAAGUUAAUAUGCAUUUUUACUGAUCUACCUCAGGCUAGCGUACCUCAGAAAGAAGAAGAAGAAGAAAAAAAAAAAGUAAAUGAUGUAUGAAAAAUGUUCCUUUCUUUUUUUUAUUUUGCUUUGUUGUAAUUUUGUAUACUUUAUAAAACCUAAUAGUUCUUGAACAUUUUUAUUUUUUUAAGAAAAAUAUAAGUCUGCUGUUAACACAAGACCCCUGAGCCCUACUCGAUGAUGCAGACAGAUAAUAACUGUACAUAAGAAUGUCUGCUCAUCUGGGUAGGUGAGCUUUAAGGGCUUGCUGUGCCAGAUAGGAAUAUUGUAAAGCACCUCGGUGUUGCUGAGGAGCCGCCAUCUUCUGGAAACAUCAACAAAGAAAAACAAGCUAUAGUUGCCGACCAUGCAUAUUGCAUCAAUGCCAUUUUUAAAUUAGCAAUUAUACUUAUCACAUUUUGGCAGGUACAUUGUCCCACAAACGUUAAGUUAGCAUUCAGGGAUUAGCUUCAGCGUUCAGGGAUCGUGUGAAGUCCUGCUGUAACACACUGAUGAGCCUUCAUCAGAUUCUCACAGCCCAGCCCCCUGUGGCACAUGUGCAUUUUUCUUUUGCCAGCCUUUAUUUUUGACAGUUGUGGGCUGGGUUUCAUCACACCAGACUUCCACACUGCAAACAUCUGUGAGUGUCCAUCACUGCAUGGUGAGGGUUGGGGGAGGCACACUGUUUCAAAUUCUUUUGAUGUUACAAUACUAAUUGAUGUCUUUAUAGCCAGCAUUAAUGUAGAAAUUUAUGGAUUUUUUUUUUUCUGAAUUAGAAAUGCAAGAAAGAAAAUAAUGAAUCCUUUUAGAAGAAAUAUGGAUUUUUUUUUUUCCAAGCGAAUGUAAAUAUGAUUGUGGUAAAAUAGCAUAUUUAUGCUUCCACACUAGUAAUGAUGUCUACCUCAGCUGAGUCAAAGGUGGGUGGCAUUGGAGCUUGUGCCUCUCACUAUGUUAGGGGAAAAAAAUGUAAAAAAAAUAAAUAAUCUGUGCCGAUACACAGAGUUCCUCAUGAGCAGUUGAUCUGGCUUGGCUCAGUGUGUCGUGCCUUGCGUUCACAGGAGGGGCACAAAUAAUAUUUUGUGUUUUUUUUUUUUUUUUUUUUUCUUUCUCCUUACACUAUUGUUGAUCUACCUCUUGAACACAUUUAAAUUAGAGACAUAUUACUAUUUGUUAGAGUUUAGGGUCAAUUCUCAGUUAUUUUCCCUAACAGAAAAAUGAAGAUGUAAAAAAAGAUCACGUAUGGUUAUAUUUGACAAAUGAGUGAUUUUUUAUUUUCUUUCUUUUUUUUAAUGUAUUUCCUGUUUGCCUGCAUUGUGAUCUGAUUACUUAAAUACUCAACGUGUUGCUUUUUCUGUUUUUUGGUGGUGUGGCUUCCAUGUAUUGGGCUUUAUUUUAUGCAUAGAUAUAUCAAGACAUUGUUCAUUUGGUAUUUGAUCAAUAGUACAAACAUUUUUGUUACAAAUUAUUUUUUCUUUAAAAUGGUCUCACCUGAUUUAUAAACCACGAACGAAGGUUUUUCCUCAAUACUUAUGUAAAAUGAUGCUACCGUUUAUUCUAAUAUACCAUUUCUUGCCUGUGUUGUGUGGUGAGUCAUGUUUUAGUGGGAAUGUGAUGUGGAAUUUACAGAAAGUGGUCCAGUUUCAGCAUGAACCACGACCCCCUUCAACCGUGCUUGUGCCCUCUCACACUUCCACUUGUCAAAUGCCUCUGAGAAAAAAUUUAAUAAAAUUCAUGUUGGCUCCUAAA